Paramecium tetraurelia is the source of this 525-nucleotide messenger RNA. RefSeq lists its product as uncharacterized. NCBI's taxonomy places the organism in Eukaryota, Ciliophora, Oligohymenophorea, Peniculida, Parameciidae. The record is from RefSeq and is a predicted model, not a curated record. The transcript has a single exon.
AUGAACUAUAAGUUGGCUGACUUCAUUAGCAAUUACCUCAAUGAAUAGAAACUAUUGACUGACAAGUAUACACGACUAUUCAAUCAGAUCAAACAAGGAGAUAGCAGUUUGAAUAGAACCAGUAGUUCACUUUUAAAUCUGAAAAAGAGGUCUCAAAACUAAGAUUUUUUGUAUAAUUCUAACAAAGAAAAGUCAAAUUGUUAAUAUUGUGGAAAAUAAUAUACGAGCAAACUACCUUUGAGGAACCAUAUUGAGAAGUUUCACCUUCAAGAUAAUUAUACAUCCAAAAAUGAAGUUUCAACAAAAUAAAGCACACCUUAUGAAGAUUAUGAUCAAAGGAAGCAAGAAUAUUCAAGGGGAGAGGAAAGCUCAAAUGAAGCAGAUGAAGAGUUGAGAUAAAAACUACUUAGGAAUGUACAAGCUAUUGAGAGAAGGGAAAAUGGUGGCUAAUAGGUGACUGGGAAAUAAGACCAGGAAUUUAUUAUCAGUGGAUUGGAUUCAGAUUCAAGUUCAGAUGAAUAAUGA